Messenger RNA from Hippocampus comes (tiger tail seahorse), 2431 nucleotides. Its product is annotated as eukaryotic initiation factor 4A-I-like. The transcript is spliced from 11 exons. Lineage: Eukaryota; Metazoa; Chordata; Actinopteri; Syngnathiformes; Syngnathidae. The record is from RefSeq and is a predicted model, not a curated record. Gene Ontology annotation, molecular function: ATP binding; nucleic acid binding; RNA helicase activity. Bases 65 to 1279 code for a protein of 404 amino acids.
GAAAGCUUAGUUGUGCAGUCGACGUAUAUAAGAAAAUUUCCCCGUAGUUUCUUUCUUUGAGAUAAUGUCGGCUAACAACGAUGAUAGAGACAAUGGCCCAGAAGGCAUGGAGCCAGAUGGUGUCAUUGAGAGCAACUGGAACGAUAUUGUGGACAGUUUUGAUGACAUGAACCUGCGUGAGGAGUUGCUUCGGGGAAUUUACGCCUAUGGUUUUGAGAAGCCUUCUGCCAUCCAACAGAGAGCUAUUCUUCCUUGUAUCAAGGGUUAUGACGUGAUUGCCCAGGCCCAGUCGGGCACCGGAAAAACUGCCACCUUUGCGAUUUCCAUCCUUCAACAGGUUGAUGUGACGCUGAAAGGCACCCAGGCUUUGGUCUUGGCCCCCACCAGGGAGCUGGCUCAACAGAUCCAGAAAGUGGUGCUGUCUCUAGGCGACUACAUGGGCGCCAGUUGCCACGCUUGCAUCGGCGGCACUAACAUCCGCAACGAGUCCCAGAAGCUGCAGGCAGAGUCCCCGCACAUUGUGGUGGGGACCCCCGGUCGUGUCUUUGACAUGUUGAACCGCAAGAACAUCUCUUCUAAAUACAUCAAAAUGUUUGUGCUGGAUGAGGCCGAUGAGAUGUUGAGCCGCGGCUUCAAGGACCAGAUUUACGAGAUCUUCCGAAAACUGUCCGGCACCAUACAGGUUGUCCUGCUGUCGGCCACCAUGCCGGCUGAUGUGUUGGAGGUCACCAAGAAGUUCAUGCGCGAUCCUAUUCGCAUCCUGGUCAAAAGAGAGGAGCUGACCCUCGAGGGUAUCCGCCAGUUCUACGUCAAUGUGGAGAAAGAGGAGUGGAAGCUGGACACGCUGUGCGAUCUGUACGAGACCCUGACCAUCACUCAGGCCGUCAUCUUCAUCAACACACGGAGGAAAGUGGACUGGCUCACCGAGAAGAUGCAGUCCAGGGACUUCACCGUUUCAGCCAUGCAUGGUGACAUGGACCAGAAAGAGCGGGACUUGAUCAUGAGGGAGUUCCGUUCUGGCUCCAGUCGCGUCCUCAUCACCACUGACCUGCUGGCUCGCGGCAUUGACGUGCAGCAGGUCUCUCUCGUCAUCAACUACGACCUGCCGACCAACAGGGAAAACUACAUCCACCGGAUUGGCCGUGGUGGUCGUUUUGGCAGAAAGGGAGUCGCCAUCAACAUGGUGACCCACGACGACAAGCGCAUCCUGCGGGACAUCGAGACCUUCUACAACACCACCAUUGAGGAGAUGCCAAUGAAUGUGGCUGAUCUUUUCUAAAAAAAGAAAGAAGAAAAAAAACUUGAGAGAAAAGCGAGCAAGAUCCAUCCGACCUCGUUCCUCUUCCCCACCUCUCCAGUUUUAAAAAGAAACAAGGAAAAAAGUCCCAACUUGUGAUAAAUUCAAAUUGAUGAACUUGACCAGUUUCCCACUGGGGAAGGAAGACUGCAGCCUUGAUUCCUUCCCCCCCUCCCAAAUCAGUUUUUGACAUGACCGAAACUCCUUUGCCAAAAUAGUCUCACUGAAAUUGAAUUUAAUGCAAACAUUCCAACCUUUUUUUUUUCUUGUGCUAAUUUUCAUCAAAAUGACAUUUUUAGCCCCCGCCCCUCCAAAAAGCACAACUGUUGUGACAGCAUCCCAGAACAAGGACUAUACAUUAAGUAGCAGCAUCCAUGAGGCCAUCUCUUGAAGCAUUUGGUGUGAACGCUGAAAAACAAAAAUGCAAACGGUGUUAAGGCAACCUCCAGUGUACCUAAUUUGAGUCUAGCUCUUUGGGGAAUUAGACUUGCAUAGGCCGUGUUCAAUAAAAAGAUCUGUACAGUCAAGUCAACUUUAACUGUUUGGAGCCUCUUAACUGCUGUUUCCAAAUCAAGAGCAACCCCCCCAAAAAGUGGAAAAACAAGCGUUUUAUUUUAGAGUUGCUCAAGCAGCAUCCUUACUUGUUCCCCUUUUGGCCAUUGGGUGGAAGAUGGCUGCCAUAUGGAAGUUUACGGUGAGUUCAGUUCAUGCCGGGUUUUUUUUUUUUCUCCCUGGGUCUUCAUGCAUUAUAGUUGAGACUGCCCCCCUUCAAUCAACUGCCCGCUCCACUUUGUAGUUUGUGUAUUUUUUAAAGUGUUGCAUUCAUUUUCUAUUCAGACGGUGGCCACUUUGUGUGAUCUACCUCAACAAAAAUGUGUGGGUGGGUGGAAUGUUUGCUGUUCUUUAAGGACCAAACUUGCAGUUCAGAGAUUCCACAGCCUCUUUAAACUCUGAAAACCUGCCUGGUGGGGUAUCUUGUUUGGAGGUGUAUGGUGUUUUUUUAUUUUGUUUUGGGAAAUGAAAAAUAAAUUGUUAACCUUUUCAGACAGAAACAGUGUAUCAAAAUUUUCUACAUUGGAUUCUGUAUAGUAUUUAUUUUUAAUGGUCUUUAAGAAAAUAAAGGUGUCUCCUUUA